Messenger RNA from Haliotis rufescens (red abalone), 5990 nucleotides. RefSeq lists its product as uncharacterized. The coding region runs from base 7 to 3396 and encodes 1129 amino acids. The transcript has 6 exons. NCBI's taxonomy places the organism in Eukaryota, Metazoa, Mollusca, Gastropoda, Lepetellida, Haliotidae. The record is from RefSeq and is a predicted model, not a curated record.
UUCACAAUGUCGUGGGAUCCCUUAUCAAACAUGGACUUCUCACUGAAUUGGUGCAACGUCCCCAACAUGGACUACCUCGCCAACCAUUACAACAUGGUUACCCGCAAUGUCAAGAAGAGAGUUAAAGGUCAUCCAGGACAAGAAUCCCCACGGUACUUUCGCCCCAGAUUCAGACCCCCGUAUCCAAUGAGGCCUCCAACAUUGCCACAGCCCCAUUGGUACAGACCGGACCAGAACGAUGGAUCAAACACAUCUGAGGGGGGAUACAGUUGCAUGGGGGAUAACUCCAGGAGUCCCCCAGGGGUGAGUGGGUUGUACCCACAAUAUUGGAAUGGUAUUGAACAAGUGGCACCACCAAAUGAUGUCCAAUUUACAGAGGAUGUAUCCCUGACCUGGAACGCCGACCCAUCCGCAUAUUUCGAGGGCCUUGAACAAACUGUUCCUCCGUGUAACAACCAGCUUUCAGAAGAUUGGUCCGUGUCCUGGUGUUCUGACCUAUCCGAACAACUGUUUCCCCGGCAACCGUUUCCCCAGACACCAUUUUCCCAGCAACCAUUUCCCCAGCAACAGUUCCUGGCUCCCAAUCCAGCUCCAAUGCAGUACCCAGUUCCUCAGUCACCACAGUGGAUCCAUGGCCCAAUGCGUCGUAGACAUAACAAGAACAAGAAGAGACUAGACGAGCCCUACACGCGGCCCCCCACCUCUGCUGCCGUCAGUCAGACUAUCACCACCCAGCUCAGACAGAUGAAGCCCUUCCUCCAGUCCCUGUUAGUGGCAUGGAAGCAGGACAAGCUGGAUCUAGCUGCCAUCUGUGUGGCCGUGUACGACGACGACAACGCUCUCACCAACAUCUUGUGGCUGGACAAGCCGGGCACUCACGCCUUAACGUUGUUUGGGGACAAGGGAGUCAAGAUUGAGGCGUAUGGCCUUGGGAAGGUCGGGAAGAGCAGUGGAGCCUUUUAUGUUUCAGUCAGUGGCAGGAAAACUGUGAAACUGACACUUUCUAAAGAUUAUUCCAAGUGGGAGACUUUAGUGCUGAGGAGGAAGACGUGUGAUCGUAGCCUAAUGGAUGCCCUUGUGAUGAAGGAAUCUUUUCAGAUGUUCCCAAAGCUGCUGGUGCAGACCCAUUACAAAAUGAGUGUUGAAGAUCCAGGGGCCCCCACAUUGGGACAUGGAGGGGUUGAUCAUUCUGCAAAAGGACCUGUCUUUGAGAAAACGACCACCACAACUACUGCCACAUCAGCUCAUGGGUCAAGACUCCUUGGCCAAACGCAGAACACCAGCUUACACCAAACAGAAACACAUGCUACACUAGUCAGUACACAAGGCUGUAUUAAGGUAGUUGUGAAAACCACCACUGGGAACACCCGACACAAACCAAUCAAGUCAAAAACUGGUAAUGAAUGUACCACUGUAAACCGUACACAAGACAAUAUUUGCAAUAUCUGGAACAACACAGUGAGGACUUCAUGUAAUGUUUCUCAUGCUGUCAAGCCUUGCCCAUUCUUACGCCCUUUAUUGUGUUAUGAUUCACUGUCUGAGUUGUCUGCCCCAUCGACCAGCGCAGACGAUUCUGACACCGUGAGCAGCAACACGUGCACCUCCCAGUACACACCGAUCACUGGCUGGGAUGUCACUGAUGAGAUGAACAGAAAUGUCAUUACUCAGUCCAGAACAAGGAAACAUGGGUCACAUCCUACCACUACUGCCAUGAAUGUUGGUGACAUGGGAGCCUCUGGUUUCACCUUGGGUGGAGCUAGCAGGUGUGGUGUUGCCACGGGUGGAGCUGGCAGGUGUGGUGUUGCCACAGGUGUUGCUAGCAGGUGUGGUGUUGCCACAGGUGAUGCUGUUACUGCCCGUGAAGCUGUUGUCCUUGGCAAUGCAGUUUCCAGGGAAAGUGUUGCAGAUAGGUUUGCUUUUGUUGUCCUUGAUUCUAACGGGUACAGCCUUACUGUGUUGGACAGUGACUUUGAGGGGGAAGUAUCUUUAGGUUUUGAAGAUUUUGAAACUCUGCAAGCACCUGUGAAGAGGUCAAAGGUUGGAAAUGGUGAAGUCAGAGUCUUUGAUCAACCAGCUCAACAGAAAGUUGAAAAUCUUAAGCCUGGAAGAAAGAGACCUUUUAGUGAAUUGAGUAACUCAACAGUUGGUGGUAACCAAUUAUCUAAGAAUGCUAAAAAGAAAAAAUUGAGAAAGAUAGCAAAAGCUAAAAAGAAGUUAGCCUCAGGUCAGAAGAAUGUGAAACGGAAGAGUCCAUUGCUGCCUCCAAGAGUUGACCUUGAGGACAGGCAGGUGAUGCUUCCAAAAGUUGACCUUGAGGACAGGCAGAUGCUGCUUCCAAGAGUUAACCUUGAGGACAGGCAGAUGCUGCUUCCAAGAGUUGACCUUGAGGACAGGCAGAUGAUGCUUCCAAGAGUUGACCUUGAGGACAGGCAGAUGCUGCCUCCAAGAGUUGACCUUGAGGACAGGCAGAUGCUGCUGCUGUUGCGGUUCCAUAAGUCUGGGAAGGUCUACUUCAUCCGGGGACGCAUGAAGAAUGGUGAACUGGACAUCCCGUUCUCACUCAUUGCAUCUGAGAAGUACGAAGCUCGUAUGUUCGAGUUGGACAGACAAACAGCAUCACUGAGGGCUUUCAGUAUCAACAGUGUAUCCAGUUUCCUCACCUUCACCACAUCGCUGACUCUUAAACACCUUGAGAUACUACAGGAAAUGGCAGAGGAUUUUAUCUGCAAGAGUCGCUCCAAAUACCACCACCUUAAACACUUCUACAGGAACAAGCCCAGGCCUUACUUUGGAGACAUCUUGUACAACCACGACGGUGUCAUGAAGGCCUACCUGAAGGACCACAAUGGAGACCAGGGAUCGCCCAUCAACGGGAAACUCAAUGGUUUGUUUUUCAGUGCAUCGGUCCAGUUUUCGACAGGGAAAGUACCUUCAACUUCCUGCUUUGGUGACAAGCGUCUGUACGUUCCUGCUGACGUACUGUUCGAUAUGGACACCUGCUUGUAUUUCACCGACUUCUACUGCACCAGUAGUAGAGGUCCUCACUAUGUCACACUAGUGAUGACAAGGAAGGGUUCAGAUGCAGAUGUGUUUUGUCAGACACGCUUGCGUCAGCUGAAUCCUUUCAACAACCCCUUCCUGUAUAAAGAAAACUCAGUGUAUGGUUGGCAGGUAUUCACAUGCACAUGCUCGGUUUGCUUGAAUAUUGAAGUGUUUUACACAGAAAAUGUGGACAUUGGGUGGCUGUUAGACAGACAUAGGAAUGAUGCGUAUUUUGAAAAUGUCGAAACAUUUGGGCAAGGACAUAGCUCUCUUAUGGGCAUUCCAAAGAAUACCAGAUGCAAUUUGUGCAACCUUCAGUUGGGUUUGCCCUCGACAAAAAGACAGCACAAGUAGACAGUUGUCAAGUGAAGACCAAUAGCAAUGUUAGAGGAUGUUAUGAAGAAUAUCAUGCUGGUCAGGUAUUACAUAUAUGGUUUAACAUGGGAUUAAACUCAUUGAGAUAUUUGUCUGUAUAGUUCAGCGUCAGUGAUUGGUGAAGGUGUUAGUUUGAAAAGAUUAGUUCACAAUUCUUUACACUAUGACGAAAGACUUGUCGGGAUCAUGUGAAUCUUGUUUCAGGUUUCAUAAUGAUAUAUUUUGAGUAAUAUUUCAAAAUUCCUUGAACAAACGGAAAUAUGAAAUUAUCAGAUUUUUUUCCACGUGGUAUGUCUGAAUGUAACCGUGUUGUCAAUGGGUCAAAGAUGCCAUUUGAAAUCCGACUGACCAGAAUUAGUGUUCUGGGAUAAUUUUACCAGCUGUUUCCCACCUGAUGUUAAUACACUUCUUGCCAGCUGGGUAGAGUGCACUGGAGAGUACCUGCCGACCUUGCAAGUUCUUAUGAACUUCUGAAGUGUUCAAAGUUUGUUAUCAGCAUAUUUUGUUUGAAUAUAUCAUUUUUAUUAUCAUUUUUUAUUUUAAUGUUGUUUUCUAUAUUACCUUUUCACUCUUCCCAUCAUUCCCCUCCCAUCAUCCCAUCAUUCCCCUCCCAUCAUCCCAUCAUUCCCCUCCCAUCAUCCCAUCAUUCCCCCCCAUCAUCCCAUCAUUCCCCUCCCAUCAUCCCAUCAUUCCCCUCCCAUCAUCCCAUCAUUCCCCUCCCAUCAUCCCAUCAUUCCCCCCCAUCAUCCCAUCAUUCCCCUCCCAUCAUCCCAUCAUUCCCCUCCCAUCAUACCAGUGUUCCAUUCUAUACUUGGCCAAGGGACUUCAAAGAAAGGCCUUGAUUUUUAUCAGAAAAGUUAUCCAGUCACUAGGUCUGACCUUACUGGCAAUAUCUUUAUGCCUACUAAUGUAAGACCUUAACCAAGUCGACUGCUCUUCCCAUUUAGUGCUCAUGUUUCAACCCUACAAUAAGUGCCAAGCCCCACCCUGUCCAUACCCUUUAUGCACCCUAACCCAGGUGUCCUAAUCAUUAAUGCGCCCUUACCCAGUUGUCCCUGAUACCUUUAUUGCUGGGGCUAGGUGUCUAUACUCUUAUGCACAGUUAUCCAGGUGUCCGUUUACGCAGAUGUGCAUACCCAUACCCUUACUGCACCCUUCCUCAUGUGUCCCUAAUACCCUUACUGCACCCUUCCUCAUGUGUCCCUAAUACCCUUACUGCACCCUUCCUCAUGUGUCCCUAAUACCCUUACUGCACCCUUCCUCAUGCGUCCCUAAUACCCUUACUGCACCCUUCCUCAUGCGUCCCUUAUACCCUUACUGCAACCUUCCUCAUGUGUCCCUAAUUCCCUAAAUGCAUCUUUACCCAUGUGUCCCUAAUACCCCAAAUGCAUCCUUACCCAUGUGUCCCUAAUACCCCAAAUUCAUCCUUACUCAUGUAUCCCUAUAUGCAUCCUUACUCCUGUGUCCCUAAUCCCCUAUAUGCAUCCUUACUCCUUUGUCCCUAAUCCCCUAUAUGCAUCCUUACUCCUGUGUCCCAAAUCCCCUAUAUGCAUCCUUACUCCUGUGUCCCUAAUCCCCUAUAUGCAUCCUUACUCCUGUGUCCCUAAUCCCCUUUAUGCAUCCUUACUCCUGUGUCCCUAAUCCCCUAUAUGCAUCCUUACUCAUGUCACUAAUCCCCUAUAUGCAUCCUUACUCGUGUCACUAAUACCCAAAAUGCAUCCUUACUCAUGUGUCCCUAAAAGCCUUAUUGCAUUAUUAUCCGAGUGGCCAUAUCUUAAAUGCACGUUUACUCAGAUGUGCAUACCCUAAUAUCACCCUAAGCCAGGUGUCCAUAUCCUUAAUUCACCCUAAGCCAGGUGUCCAUAUCCUUAAUUCACCCUAAGCCAGGUGUCCAUAUCCUUAAUUCACCCUAAGCCAGGUGUCCAUAUCCUUAAUUCACCUUAAGCCAGGUGUCCAUAUCCUUAAUUCACCUUAAGCCAGGUGUCAAUAUCCUUAAUUCACAAAUUCACCCUAAGCCAGGUGUCCAUAUCCUUAAUUCACCCUAAGCCAGGUGUCCAUAUCCUUAAUUCACCCUAAGCCAGGUGUCCAUACCCCUAAUUCACCCUAAGCCAGGUGUCCAUAUCCUUAAUUCACCUUAAGCCAGGUGUCCAUAUCCUUAAUUCACCCUAAGCCAGGUGUCCAUACCCUUAAUUCACCCUAAGCCAGGUGUUCACUAUUGCCCACGUGUCCCUUCCCAUUGGCUCAUGCCUUCACCUCUUUUACCUACGUUACCCAGGGACGUAAAUAUGCAUCUUUAGCAUGUAUAGUUAAUUGUCAAUCGUGUUUUUUCUGUGACGAUAUAUCUGAAUGUUCAGGUAUUGCCAUGAAAGCGUGCAGCAUUUACAUUAUUUUGAGUGGUUAUGGUUGGUGCUAUGAAUGAAUGAGGAUAUUGCAUUGUCUCUGUCAGACACGGUGUACUGUGCUGAAGUUGUGUGUACCUGUCUACUGGAAUAUUUUAAGCAUGUAUAUGUUCUGACAUUACAUAUUCCAUUGUUAAAACAUACGUUUUAUAUUCUAUGAAAAUGUUUUUUCUC